UCGAGAAUAAUUAGAAUCCAGAUACUUUCAUCACGACUUUCUCUUCAAAAAAAUUCAAGAAUAAGAAGAAAAAGUUGAAAAGAUCAAGCUAUCAUGGUUAUAUCAGAACUAGGAAGAAGAAGCUUUUUAACUAGAGCUGAGAUGGUACCGGCUCCGAUGAUUUCUCGCCGGAGGUGUUCAAUGUCUCCGACGCUAGAGACCAUUUUCGAAGAAAGGUUUGAUGAUUUAAAUCAUCAAGAAUAUUCUUCUAAAGUUGUGGUGGGACAAGGACACCGUCUUUUUCUCCUCGUUCCGGCGAUCAUAUCGGCCGUUUCUUGUGUUUUGUUGUAUAGACAUGAUCGUGUUGUUCGAUUUUAUUGAAAAUAUUUACAUAUAUGUAUAAGCAUCAAUUUAACUUGUGUAAAAUCAGAAUUGCCUUUUUUGUUGUGUGGUAAAUGUAUAAGCAGAAGACUUUUCUAUAUAUAAUCUCAUGCCUAGUGAUUAAAUAACAUCUUAUGCCUCUGUUUCAGUUCA
Molecule: messenger RNA, 513 nt
Organism: Brassica napus (rape)
Lineage: Eukaryota; Viridiplantae; Streptophyta; Magnoliopsida; Brassicales; Brassicaceae
Exons: 1
Coding region: 94-360 (88 amino acids)
Source: RefSeq, a predicted model, not a curated record